GAGAGACCCUGUCUCAAGAAAAAAAAAGGUAAAGAGUAACACAGGAAGAAACCCACAGUUGACCUCUGGCCUCUAUAUCCAUAGGCAUACACACACCACCACUACCACCACCACCACCACCACCACAGCCACCAACGAAACUCUGGGCAUAUGGUGCCAUUCUCUAGCUCGGAGAUCAGGGCCAGCACUUUCUUUCUACUUUAAAAUUUGAUUUCAUCUAUACGAGCUUUGACUACAUUUAUGUACCUUCUCCGUGUGUGUCUGAUGUCUGAGUCAGAGCCCCUGGAAUUGAAGUCACAGAUGGCUGUGAGGUGCCAUGUGGUUCCAGAGUCUGAACCCGGGUCCUCGGCAAGGCAAAGGGUGGACUGUGAGCUACCACCGCUCCAGCCCUGGGUCCCAGACUCCAUCUGUAGAACUGUGGUAAGAAGGCAAUGCCAGGACUACCGCGGGGGCUGGCUCACGGGCGCGCUGUGUGAGGACCUGUGCGUGGCUGGGGAGCUGCUGUACCAGCGCUGCCUGUAUUAUGAGCGUGGCAAGAAGGUCCUGCAGGCGCAGUGGAGAGGCCGGACUGUGGUCCUCAAAUCCAAGAGGGAGGCUUUCUCCAGCUUCCCGCCCCUCCAUCUGCUGGAGGAGGAAGCGGGGCCAGGUGCCCCGAGCAUCCCCGAGGCCGAGCUGCUCCUGUUGGUGGCUGGCGAAGUCAAGAACGCACUGGGCUUGGAGCUGACCAACAAUAGCAUAGUUCCCCUGUGGCCUGCCCGGCAGGGCCCUGGCUGGCGGCAACAGCUGGCCAGUGCGUGGUCACUGCUCCAGCAAGAGGAAUACGUGUACUUCAGCCUGCUGCCAGAUCUGAGCCGCCACAUCCUCCCCGUGCUGGGGUCCUGCGGCCACUUUUACGCCGUGGAGUACUUGGCUGCCGGCAGCCCUCACCACAGGGCUCUCUUCCCACUGGGUGAUGCUGGCCAGGCGCAGGCGAUUAGCCACAUUGCUCUCAGCUUCCUGGACAUGGUGAGCCAUUUCGACAGUGACUUCUCCCACCGCCUCCACCUCUGUGACGUCAAGCCUGAGAACUUUGCCAUCAAGAGGGACUUCACGGUGGUAGCUAUCGACGUAGACAUGGCGUUUUUUGAGCCUAAGAUGAGGGAAAUCCUUGAACAAAACUGCACAGGAGACGAAGACUGCAAUUUCUUUGACUGUUUUUCCAAGUGUGAUUUGAGGGUGAACAAGUGUGGAUCCCAGCGCGUGAACAGCAACCUACAGCUCCUCCUGAGGAUGCUUCUGAGAGAUCAUUUGGAGGUUCUAGCUGGGCGAUGCAGCUACUUGUCAUCUGCGAUAAAAUAUUUCGACACUGGUUCUCCUCAACUCACAGGAGUCCUGCCGCCUCCCCCCAGCUUCGGCUGCAGCUGCAGCAGGCUGUUCAGGAGUGUGCUCACCACGGGGGCCCCUCUGGGAACUCCUGGACUGCCUCCUCCAGUGUGUUCUGGAAGCUUCGUUGGCUCCUGCAGGCCACUCUGAGAGAGCUGCAGGGGGUGGAGAAGUAGCGGCUUUCUUGCCUUCAUCAUCAAGAGUGGACAGAGGACGUGACCUUCAAGUGAUUUCUCCUGUUGUUGCUAUGCAGAUGCGCUGUCUGCGCCAUUGACCACGGUCUUCCGGAGUGUGAGAUGGACUUCCCCUUCUGGGGCUGCGAUGUGGACCAUGGUUGCUCCUGCCCAGCUUGGUGGUUCGAUUUGGGUUGGUGCUGACUUCUGUCUUGCCACUCAAAAGCGAACAGAGGGAGGAGAUUCGGAGUAUCUGACUUGUGGAGUCUCUGGUGUGCAAACCUCUGUGUACCUGGCCAUUAGAGACAAAAGACAGCUGCUCCCUGUAGCCACUAGCAAGCGAAAGUGUGAGCGUCCAGAUGAGCGUGUCUGCAAAUAGGUGUGUGCAUAUGUGUGCACCCAUGAGUGUGUGGACGUGUUUGUAUAUAUGAAUGUGUACUGUGCAUAUAUGAGUAUGUCUGUGUGUGUAAAUACACAUGGGCUUGUGUGCACAUGAGUGGAUUGCACAAUAGUCCCACAGUUAUAAGUGUUCCUGCAUGUGUGUGUAUAUGCACAUGAAUGAGUCAGUCUGCCUGUGAAUCUGUGCUCAUGGAUGAACCAAUAUUGAGUAUACCCAGGCGUGUGUGCAUAUACAAGGGUGUAUACAUAUGGAGGUGAGUUAAGUGUGGGCAUGCGGAGCCUGUGUGGAGGGGUGGCUUUCUAAAUGUGCCCUCUAAGAAUCUUGCUGGCAGAGAAGCAUUACUUUUCUCCUGUAAUUAAAUGCAAUAAAAAGUUGUGUCUUCAGGAGCAUGAUUUGCACUGGAGAGUAUAUGGAGUGGCAGCUUUUAGUGCUUUUCAUUUUGUAGAAUUUUAGGAGCACUUUACCACGCAUUACAAUCUUCCUUCUAAGCAGGGACCACGUGUCUGCAGAACGCAGUGUGUCUUGCCACCACAGAGACAGUUUAAACAGAGUGCUGGGGUGAUCUCUGACCACAAACAACUGGGGAGCAGUGUGUUGGGCCGACGGACUGAAGACCUGGCCACGGGCAUCAGGCUAUGCUGUGAUGCCGUACGCUCUUUGGUGGACUUGAUAAAGGUCUUCUGCAAUGGCCAACUCACACAAAGCAGGCCAAACUCUGUGUUGCUCUCCAACAGAGAGUACCGGGUGGAACUAGCAAGCCUUGUACUCAGCAGGAUCUUGCUUCUGCUCAGAACAGGGACCUCUGUGUCACAGUGAACCCAACCUCUACAAGUCUCAGUAGAAGAGGACUCAAGAAAGAUGUCACGUCUUGAGGAUUUGGAAGGUGUGCCAGAGGCUUACAAAGAGAAACAGACAAAAUUUGAAGUUUUAAACAUGUACAAAAUGACAGACACCUCAAAUUUUCCUCUUCACAUAACACCUUUCCAAUCCAGAGAACUGUUGUUCUAACUCCUAUGGAUGCUCUUCUCAGGACUGUGCACCCAGGCUGCAUCCUGAGAGGAUCCAGGACACCCAGAGAUCACACCAGCCUUGAUGCUAUGACCCUGAAGGCUGUUUGGAGGUGCAAGUUCCCUGCCUUUCCCACCCCCUCAUCCCACUCACCAGCAAUUUGCCAGACAAAGCUGACUUUCUUAAAGGAUGUCCUCCACCCUGUACCUGAAGUCUUGCUUUCAGUUUGUGGGUCACUCUGUGGCGGAAGUGAGUGGAACCCCAAGGUGCUCAGGCUAGUGGGGUCUCACAGGUGGCCUGGCCUGCCGAGCAAGGCUCCCAUUUCCCCAUAGGAUCCAAGGCAGCUGUUCCUCCCCUGGGGCUGGGUGGGUUCCAUGGUGUGGAAGAGUCAGAGGGAGGAGGAUGGUGUGAGUCAGCCUGGGAGGUUGAAGCUCUGGGAUUCCUUUCGGGGCUUAGCUACCUGUGGACUGAUGCUCUGCCUCUGCACUGGGAGUGACAGGAAUGGCAGGUCUUCCUUCGUGGCCCCAGCCUCCUGGCCAGCAGCUAUUCUCAUUUAAUUCCGAAUGGAAAUAAAUGUUUUUGUUGGCUGUGGAGACUAUGCAGUAUCUAAUCACCCAACACAGUAGCAUCACUUUCUGCUUGUUUUUAGCUACCCAUUUACACACACACACACACACACACACACACACACACACACACACACACACACACUCUGCUUGAGGAUUCCUUUUAAGGCAGUGGUUCUUAAACUGUGGUGAAAUUCAUUUUUUAAAAAGUGUUUAAACCUUUGAAAAUACUGCUUUUAUGUAAUAUAAUAAACAAAUAUGGUGUUUUCAGUA
Peromyscus maniculatus bairdii (prairie deer mouse) is the source of this 3782-nucleotide messenger RNA. The record is from RefSeq and is a predicted model, not a curated record. Lineage: Eukaryota; Metazoa; Chordata; Mammalia; Rodentia; Cricetidae.